Messenger RNA from Actinia tenebrosa (Australian red waratah sea anemone), 718 nucleotides. Its product is annotated as small ribosomal subunit protein eS7. The record is from RefSeq and is a predicted model, not a curated record. NCBI's taxonomy places the organism in Eukaryota, Metazoa, Cnidaria, Anthozoa, Actiniaria, Actiniidae. Gene Ontology annotation, molecular function: structural constituent of ribosome. Gene Ontology annotation, biological process: ribosomal small subunit biogenesis; rRNA processing; translation. Gene Ontology annotation, cellular component: ribosome; small-subunit processome; 90S preribosome.
AGAUGCGUAGAAGAAUCCAAAAAUAGGCAUAUCGCGCACUUGGUCUUCCUCUUUUCCCAGGCGCUCAUAGAAGAGAUCAGCCAUGUUUACGGCUAGCGCUAAGAUAAUUAAGCCACAAGGCGAAACUGCCGAUGAAUUCGAGCAGAGUAUCUCCCAGGCUAUCCUGGAGUUGGAAAUGAACUCUGAUUUGAAGGCCCAACUUCGUGAGCUUUACAUCUCUGCUGCAAAGGAAGUUGAUGUUGGUGGUAAGAAGGCUAUCAUCAUUUUCAUUCCUGUUCCACAAGCACGAGCAUUCCAAAAGAUCCAGAUCCGCUUAGUGCGUGAGUUAGAAAAGAAGUUCAGUGGAAAGCAUGUGGUUUUGGUUGCACAGAGAAGAAUCCUGCCCAAACCAACAAGAAAGUCAAGAAACCAAAAGCAAAAGCGACCAACAAGCCGAACACUCACAUCUGUGCAUGACGCCAUUCUUGAGGACCUCGUCUUCCCUAGUGAAAUUGUUGGCAAGAGAAUCCGGGUUAAACUUGAUGGCUCACGUCUUAUCAAAGUACACCUUGACAAGGCCCAGCAAACAACUAUUGAACAUAAGUUGGACACAUUCUCAUCAGUAUACAAGAAGCUAACAGGAAAGGAUGUUGUAUUUGAAUUUCCAUCUUAUGACUAAGCUGUAACAUGGCAAAAUAAAAUGAUAUCUUACCCUUUUGGGCUGUAAAUCCAUAAAAAA